CGAGAUCUGACCUCAACUUAUGUAAACCGGUAAACCGCAUCAACCAUCAACUCCUAAAAGUCGGGCAUUGGGUUCUUUGACCCGCUCUCCAUUUCCUAUCCAUGCAAUUUUGAUAUGCUAUGGCCGUCUUCGUCGUCUUCGUGGUACUGCACCUCGAUAGACAUCAUUCAUCUUCUGAUGUUAUAACAUAACCUAGGUCCUAACCAACUUCGCAAUGACGACCCCUGCUUCCCCCCCUCUCGCGACUGUCGUGCCAGCCCAGCUGGGCUUCCUGGCAAUCUUCAAUCCCUCCCUGGGCACCACCGACGAAACAAUGGACGACCAGAUAGUCUACUAUGCAUCCGUGAAUACCCAGUUUAAGAAGCGACGGCACCGCUCGCGUGGUAAACCUACCGAUAGCAUCUCCCAAGAUGAGCGCAACGAGCGGCUGAGGCAGAUUGGUUUGGCACAAGGUAUGGUCGAGUUCAGCCGUGGGUUUGCCGAUGGCCAGCCAGUCGAUACGAUAGAAACAGAGAAGAGUCGCGUCGUGCUGCAUGAGCUGGAGUCAGGUUGGUGGAUAUUAGCCUCUAUUGAUUUGACAAGAUUACCCCUACCACCAAGGCUCGGAACUCCCUCUUCAAACCAGACAAGCGAUCCGUCUGAAAAUGUUGAAUAUUCGUCUCGGGAAGUCAAGCCAGCUGUUCUGCUAAUGCAAGAUCUCCUCCGCGCCCAUUCAAUCUUCUUGCUGCACCAUGCUGCGUCCCUGAGCGCCUUAUUCGUUCGAUUGAGACGACCCAAAUUCGUUAGCAUAUUAGGUCGAUACUGGGAUCUGUUUCUGUCUACUUGGGAUGUCAUGUUACACGGUAACCCCACCACCAGCGUAUUUGGUGGCAUCAAGAUCGCUGCUUGUGGCGAGCUUGGCGUCGGUGUUGGAGAGGAGGAACGCGGAAGCGGCGAAAGAGAGGUCCUUGAGGGUUUUGUCGAUAGAACCGAAGGCUUAAUUGACUUAGUCGUAUCCAAGUUCGGUCCCUCGGAGUCCGAUAUGGACGAGGGUUCUAAAGGGGACGAACAAUCGGCUUCGAAAUGGCUCGGUACCGGAGAAGAGCCGGGCGCGGAGGAUGGUGCUAUUUUCCUAGGUAUAGGGGCUCUAUCAAGGAAAUCAGUGCGUGAUGUUGCCUACUGGAUGGAAGACCUCUACAUGUGGGGUGAAGACGCGUAUGGAGUUAGAGAUAGCCCGUCUUCAACACGCCAAGCCAAGAAAUCUAAGAAAUCCACCCCGACAAGCACUAAAACUAUCACUGGAAAAUCUACAGUUGCUUCAGAGCCGAAUAACGCGACUAAUUCAAACCCCCAGAGCGCACAAAAGAAACCUACGAAUACAAGAGAACCAGACACAGCAACACCCCAAACCACCGAAGAAGCGGACGACGGGGGUGGGGUCAACCGAUUUAUGAGUUACCUUAAGAUGGGUUAUGGUACUCACUGGACACUGGGCGGCUCUAGUGGAGGAGAUAGUACAGAGCACGAGGGAACGAUACCCGGAGAAAUGUCUAGGGAUAAGACGCUUAGUGAUCCCCACCGACCACCAAAGGCUCUCAGUGUGAAUUCGGGCUAUUAUCUCAUAGGACUUCUCGGCAAUGUCGAGGAAGCCGGUGAUAUCGAGCAUGACGAGAAUAUAGAGCAAUCUGAUGGUCCGUCCGAAGACGUUGAGUAUAACUCUAGGAUCUUACUUCGAACCCUUACUGUGGAGCUAGAAAAUGCAAAACGCCCCGAAGCUGAGAUAACGCGAGAUUUUGGAAACCAAGACCGUGAGCGAUCGACGACAGCAGAGCCUGGCCGAGGUUCUCAAGAAGCGACUUCUCUUUUUGAUAAUCAGGAUCUUAACAAAUCGCAAAAGGUGCGCAUAGUAGUGUACGUGAAUAAGCCAUUCAUUUAUACAUUCCUAUUCCGAAAUAGGACCGACUCCCUAGCCUGGAGCGAGCUGUAUAGGUCAUUGCACUAUCAGCUUGCACCGCUUCGGAAACCCUUGGCGACGUCUACGGCCUACCGCCCCGGAAGACCGGAUAUUGGACCAGUAAGCUCUCAUAUCUUUGACCUUAUAUGGGAUCCAGAAGCCAUGACGAUCCAUUCCACCAUCCCUAGCAUACCCACGCCGGUUCAAAUGGUACAAAAUACGCAGCCAGUUUGGUCUCGGAUAGAAGCGGUAAAUACUCAUAAUCAAAUACUCAACACAUAUAUCACAACGUCAACAGAUCCGUCUGAAUUGGAACGCACUUGCAAGACAAGUCGUGGUUGGUGGAUUGUCUGGACGCGCAUACUUGAGCAAGACGGUGCCCGAACCCCGGUACAGCCGCCAGACUCUUCAGACGCGAGCCAGAUCCCCAACCUACAGCACAGCGAAUCAACAGAGAGUAUUAAUUCUCAGGGUCAGCCCAGGAGCACCCGGUCUAGGGGCAAGGUUAGCAAAGAGAUAUUCCUCAUCCGUCGAGCGGGCGAGCAUACGAGGCUUAGGGGGCUAAGCAGCUCAUACGCAGAAGGAGGUGGUUGGGCAGAUGGAGCUAGUCGGCUCGCCCAAGGCAUUGGUGUGGACACGAAGAGAUAUAUCGAGGGGCUACUAAGCCUGGGCCGAUAAAAUCUUGUGGUUUGCGGCGUUCGAUCUUGGAUUAGGUACUGGCGGGACGGCUAUAGCUAUAAAUGGGACAGAAGCAUUAGAGUCCCCCAGGAUACCCAGCAAGUUGCUACGGAGCAUUUUCAGGGGCGUCUCCUUCGGUUAACAUGUUCAUCUGCCUGGCGUAUAUAAAUUAAGGAUAAAAAAUUAAGGAUAAAGGUAAAAUUGAUGGAGAUAUGAAUAUACGCACUGAUAAUAGCAAGCUUAGCUUUGGCCAUAAAUAGAUAGAUGAUAGGG
Messenger RNA from Daldinia vernicosa, 2884 nucleotides. RefSeq lists its product as uncharacterized. The record is from RefSeq and is a predicted model, not a curated record. Bases 215 to 2611 code for a protein of 798 amino acids. The transcript has 2 exons. Gene Ontology annotation, biological process: vesicle-mediated transport. Gene Ontology annotation, cellular component: intracellular membrane-bounded organelle; Mon1-Ccz1 complex. Lineage: Eukaryota; Fungi; Ascomycota; Sordariomycetes; Xylariales; Hypoxylaceae.